This is a messenger RNA of Electrophorus electricus (electric eel), 2252 nucleotides long. It is a transcript of the gene nop58, whose product is annotated as NOP58 ribonucleoprotein homolog (yeast). The record is from RefSeq and is a predicted model, not a curated record. Gene Ontology annotation, cellular component: small-subunit processome; box C/D methylation guide snoRNP complex. NCBI's taxonomy places the organism in Eukaryota, Metazoa, Chordata, Actinopteri, Gymnotiformes, Gymnotidae. Gene Ontology annotation, molecular function: snoRNA binding.
CCGCGUGGUAAGGAGUUCACAUGCUUAGCUGAACGCUCUCGUACCGGGAGCAGAAGGCCGUUUUUUUCUGAGAAGGUCGAAGCUAAGCGGUUAAAUAUGUUGGUGCUGUUUGAAACCGCGGCCGGCUAUGCCAUUUUCAAGGUCCUCGAUGAGCAAAAACUCCAGCAGGUGGACUGCCUCUGGAAGGAAUUUGAAACGCCGGAAAAAGCCAAUAAAAUAGUGAAACUCAAGCACUUUGAAAAAUUCCAGGACACGACAGAAGCUCUGGCAGCGGCCACUGCUUUGGUGGAAGGUAAGCUCGGGAAGAGUUUGAAAAAGGUCCUGAAGAAGGUGGUGGCGAAGGAAGCCCACGAGCAGCUGGCCAUAACGGAUGCUAAACUGGGAGGCGUCAUCAGAGAAAAGCUAAACCUGAGCUGUGUCCAUAGCCCUGCUGUAGCUGAGCUCAUGAGGGGUAUAAGGAACCAGAUGGAGGGUCUGAUCACCGGGCUCCCUCCAAGAGAAAUCAGUGCCAUGUCUCUGGGCCUGGCACACAGCCUCUCCCGUUACAAGCUGAAAUUCAGCCCGGACAAAGUGGACACCAUGAUCGUUCAAGCCAUAUCUCUCCUGGAUGACCUGGACAAGGAGCUGAACAACUACAUCAUGCGUUGCCGCGAGUGGUAUGGCUGGCAUUUCCCCGAGCUUGGCAAGAUCAUCACUGACAACUUGGCAUACUGCAAGAGCGUCCGCAAGAUCGGUGACCGCACAAAUGUGGCAAGCACAGACCUUUCUGAGCUGCUGCCAGAGGAGGUGGAGGCAGAGGUCAAACUGGCUGCGGAGAUCUCCAUGGGGACGGAAGUGUCUGAGGAGGACAUCAGCAACAUCUUGCACCUGUGCGACCAGGUGAUCGAAAUCUCAGAGUAUCGUGCUCAGCUCUAUGACUAUCUAAAGAACCGCAUGAUGGCCAUCGCGCCCAACCUCACAGUCAUGGUGGGAGAGCUUGUGGGUGCCCGUCUCAUCUCUCAUGCUGGUUCACUGCUAAACUUGGCCAAGCACCCGGCGUCCACAGUGCAAAUUUUGGGGGCAGAGAAAGCCUUGUUCAGGGCCUUGAAAACGCGACGGGACACGCCCAAGUACGGUCUGAUCUACCACGCCUCCCUGGUAGGGCAGACCACAGCGAAGAACAAGGGCAAGAUCUCCAGGAUGCUGGCAGCCAAGACAGCCCUGGCAGUCCGCUACGACGCCCUGGGCGAAGACACCAAUGCCGAGAUGGGGGUGGAGAACAGGGCCAAGCUGGAGGCUCGACUGCGCCACCUGGAGGAGAAGGGGAUGAGACGCAUCAGCGGGUCGGGCAAAGCUCUGGCCCGGACGGACAAAUAUCAACACAAGAGUGACAUAAAAGUAUAUGACCCGUCAGGAGACUCGACGAUCCCUACCGUCUCCAGGAAGAGGAAGAUGGAGGAGGAGGAGGAAGACAAGCCUGUGGAGAUCAAGGCCAAGAAAAUAAAGACGGAAACCCCGACGGAAGCAGGAGCUGAGGUCACUGAAACAGACGCGCCCAAGAAGAAAAAGAAAAAGAAGAAGCAGGAGCAGGAUCCCGAGGAGGAGGAGGAGGAGGAGGAGGAGACGGUCAUCAGUCCAACAGAGGAGACAACAGAGAAAGGGAAGAAGAAGAAAAAGAAAGAAAAGAAACACGAGGAAGAGGCUGAGGCCGAGGAGGAAGAGGCAGCAGUCAAUCCCACAGAAGAGACAACAGAGAAGAAGAAGAAGAAGAAGAAGAAAAAAGUCAAAGAGGAGGAAGGAGAGUGAAAAAGCAAACCAGAGACAUUUUCUUCCUUUCCAGUUAACUUCUUUUUUUCCUCUCCUCCCUUGUGUCUCGGAAAUUUUAUACAUCUUGACACCAUGGGCUACAUUAACAUUGACGAACUCAAGGACUGUUAGAAUUGUGGGGAGGGGGUGUAAUUGUUUUGGGGGGGUUUUUGUUCGUGUUUUUUUUUGUUUGUUUGUUUUUUUUUGUUUUUUUUUAAUGAUUUAAUAACUUUUAACUGUACGAGAAAUACUUCAUAAUUUUGAUGGACACAUCUAAGCCCUCCAAAGGUGCAAUUCUGUGUGUCAUCUGUUUGUAGAGCUUUCAGAUGGGACUGCUAAGUGUAAUUUGCAUGCAUAUUGUAUGCAUUUUGGUUUAAACAAAAUUAUUGGCCAUGAUUUGUGUUAAGAAAACAAGCUAUUGAGUGAAAUGAGGGAGAGCUGGGGGGGGGGUUGUUUUGCAGCUUUUA